AUCUGAUUAAAAAUUUAAAACAAAAGCAUAAAAGCAAUACAGAGUACAAAGAGCAGCAGCAGAGAAUCAAAUAAAUGCCUGGGCAAAAAGCCAAGAUUUUAUACUCUUUCUAAAAGCUGUGAUGGAGACCAAGGAGCGAAUAGCCACCAGGAGAGCAUUCCAGAGUCUGGGGGCAGCAACAGAAAAGGCCCUGUCCCGUGUGCACGACAACUGACAAAUGUCAGCCCAAUGCCCUCUGUAAAGGUAAAGUGUGCCAUGGAAUCGACUCCUGGAGACCACAGAGCCCUGUGGCUGUCUUUGGUAGAAUACAGGAGGGGUUUACCAUUGCCUCCUCCCACGCAGUAUGAGAUGAUGCCUUUCAGCAUCUUCCUAUAUAACUGCUGCCCAAUAUAGGUGUUUCCCAUAGUCUGGGAAACAUACCAGCGGGGAUUUGAACCGGCAACCUCUGGCUUGCUAGUCAAGUCCUUUCCCCACUACACCAUUCGGUGGCUUAAUGCCCUCUGUAGCCACUGUAAUCAGGCAGGACACAUUGAAUGCCUUCCCACAGCAAGUCACUACAGGUGUCAGUGUUUAACUCUGAAUAAACAUUUCAAACUUUUGGCUCUUGUGGCUGGGGAUUAUGGAGAUUGUAGUCCCACAACACCAAGAGCUUUCCCAGACAGCACCAUAUAACUAGUUUCACAGCAGGGAAACUUUGGGGAAGUAUGCCAGAGUUUCAUCCUUCAGUCUUUAAGGAAAGCAGGCUGAAAACAGACAGUGGCUUUGCCCACACCUACACCCCCACCAAGGUAUGUCUGUUUCUUUAACCACAAGUGGCUCCAGUUCAUUCCCGCUUUUCAUAGGCUGAUGGUUUGACGUCAUGUUCAGGAAGGGGGAAACCCCGAUGGAGAUUGAAAACAGGGAAAGUGAAAGUAACUCUGUCUUCCGUGUGGGGCGGCAGCCAUGGCCGCUGGGGGCCCCGUCCGGGAUCUGUGUGAUGAAGCGACUUGUCCCAUCUGCCUAGACUAUUUCAAGAAGCCGGUAACCAUUACUGAGUGUGGGCACAAUUUCUGCCAAGACUGCCUGACCCAGUGCUGGGGAGAGACGGGCUCACGGGUGUCCUGCCCUCAGUGUCGAGAAAUUGUCCAGCAAAGGAACUUCAUCCCAAAUCGGCAGCUGGCGAACUUUGUAGAAAUAGCCAAGAAAUUCAAUUUUCAAAAGGACAAAGAAAAGGGGCGUGUGUGUGAGAAGCACCAGGAGCCCUUUAAACUCUUCUGUAAAGAAGAAGAAAUCCCCAUCUGCGUGGUGUGUGAUGAAGAGCAUAAGUACCACAAUGUUGUUCUUCUGGAGGAAGCUUCCCUGGAAUACAAGGUUCGGAUCUCUAAGUGUCUACCCACUCUGAAGAAGCAGAGAGAGAAAAUCCUGCAGUAUAAGGCAGAUGCAGGAAAGGAAAGCCAAGAGUUGCUUGAGCAAGUAGAAACAUCGAGGCAAAAGACAGUGGCUGAGUUCAAGCAGCUCCACCAGUGUCUGGAAGACCAAGAGAAACGUCUGCUGGCCCAGAUGGAAGAGGUGGAGAAGGAGAUUGCAACCAGAAGGGAGGAGCAGGUGGCCAGACUCUCUGAGGAACUCGCCAGUCUUGAAAGUGUCAUCCAAGAGAUGGAGAAGAAAUAUCAGCAACCAGCCAGUGAACUCCUGCAGGGUGUUGGAAAUACCAUGAAGAGGUGUGAGGGAAAGGAGACAUUUGAGAAUCCAGUGACUUUUCCUCUUGCGCUAAAAUGGAGGAUCUGGGACUUGUGUGAUAUAAACUCCUUUCUGGAGGCUGUCUCAAAGCAAUUCAAAGGCAUUCUGCUACCUGGACUUUGGCUGCAAAAAGCAAACAUUACUCUGAACCCAGACACAGCUCAUCCCCAACUCAUCCUGUCUGAGGAUUAUCGAAGUGUGAGAAUGGGAUGCAGACCAAGAGAUCUGCCUAAGAAUCCUGAAAGAUUUGACCAAUACUCUAUUGUGCUGGGAUGUGAGGGAUUCACAGCAGGCAGACAUUUCUGGGAAGUCUCUGUGGAUCAUGAAGAGGAAUGGGCCAUGGGUGUUGCCAGGAAGUCUUUGGGGAGAAAGGGCAUUGUUGUUUUUAAUCCCCAGGAAGGUAUCUGGGGUGUUGGGAAGUGGGCAGGUGGAUACAGAGCCACCAACUAUCCUCAUUCUCCUCACCUGUCCCUGAGUGAGGAGCCCAAGAGGAUCCGAGUUUCUCUGAACUAUGAAGCCGGGCAGGUGACCUUCUUCAAUGCAGACUCAUCAGCCCUGCUCUACACAUUCUCAGCAGCCUCAUUCUCUGGAGAGACCCUUCACCCCUUCUUUUGGGUGUAUGAAAAAGGCUAUCUUGGACUCUCUCCUUAAGAUAAUCAAAUCUACCUCUCAGGUCAUUCUGGAGUUACUCUGUUGAGAAACGGUAUGGGUGAAUUCAAACUCCACAUGGAACCAUGGUUUAUUUCAUCUGUUGUACGUCUAUUUGUAUGUCUGUACCCAUGCCAGUCAACAAACUGUGAUUUAUUUUGGACAGUCAAAACAUAAUUUGAACCCAAAGUUGAAAUUAGUGGCAGACAUACUGUGUAAGGAUAUGUCAGCCCAGUAAUAUUGCACGCACACAAGUUGUGCAACUGCACAAAUGAUAUUACACAGAAGUAAGUCCAUUAUUUCCAAUGAGCUUACUCUUGCAUAAGUCAUUUUCACAAUUUCUGUGUUUAUACAAUUCAUGCAGUUGCACAGUUUGUGUGUAUGUAAUAUUACUGGGACAUAACCUUGCGUGAUAUGUCAGCCACCAUAUUUGUUCACAUUAUGUCUGAAUCCACAACUGUGAUUUAAUCUUGAUUUGUUUUAGUAGCUCCACCCUUGCAGGGUGUGUUCAUUCUCUCCCUCACUCACACACCUGCUAGAUCAUCAGAGGUGAGAAAGGGCAGGUUCUGAAAAAACAUAUGGCAAAACAAACCAAGAUUUGGUGAUUGCUUUUAACACUGAUCUAGGUUUGUAAAAUAAACCUUCGUUUAAAUAAAUGGCGGUCUGUGUGAUGUCUGAACCCAUCCUAUGUUUGAUGAUUGUUUUACGCUCAUUAAUAAUCUAGGAGGAGAAGAAAGACACUACUACAAAGAAGACACUACUGUAUGGUUAAUAAUACAAAUUUAAAAGCUUCAUUGGUCAGUAGCACUUUUUGCAGCUCUGAAACAGCCUCUAUAGGCUUAUAGACACAGUCAUGGAAACUUAUUACACCCAAGUCUGCUUUUUCCCUUUUGGUUUCCCAAAAUUCCUUCAGCAAUAAUUUCUUUAAAAAGAAUUAGCCCACAUGCAGAGACCCUAUAUAAUAACUAAGGGCACUUCCA
Messenger RNA from Hemicordylus capensis (graceful crag lizard), 3347 nucleotides. Its product is annotated as zinc finger protein RFP-like. Gene Ontology annotation, molecular function: protein binding; zinc ion binding. The coding region runs from base 943 to 2370 and encodes 475 amino acids. The transcript is spliced from 7 exons. Lineage: Eukaryota; Metazoa; Chordata; Lepidosauria; Squamata; Cordylidae. The record is from RefSeq and is a predicted model, not a curated record.